AUGUCUACGACUCCAUCGCCGGUGUUCUUUAUUGGAACAAUCCCUAUAACUACAACGGGACUGCCUUGGUAUUGGAAAAAACCAGCCAUGUCUACGAUUCCGUCGCCGGUGUUCUUCUCUGAUGAUCUCCUCGUCGAGAUCCUUUCAUUACUUUCUGUGAAAUCUCUCCUUCGAUUCAGAUGCGUAAGUAAGUCUUGGAACGCUCUAAUUUCUGAUCCCUUUUUUGUGAAAUUCCAUCUCAAGAGAUCAAAAUCACAAAAUCAACACCUCACACUAGUCACUUUUCACGUCAAAUUUAUCAAAGUAGUCACUACUCACAACAGAUAUAGCGAAAGAUAUUACACUUAUGAUAGUUACGAUAGACUUGAGGUUGAUGAAAAUGAUUACAGUUUCAUUCCAUAUCCUAUAUCUUGUUUACUCGAUAACCUGUCGAUUACCCUUGUUGCUGAUCCUCACUCUCUAUUGAAGUUAAACGAUUUUGCUAAUAUAGUUGGUUCUUGCAACGGAUUGAUUUGUUUGACUAAUAAACAUCCCAUUGAUGCUUCAUGUUACGAAUACCGGUUCCGUUUAUGGAACCCGGCCACUAGGAAAAUAUCUCAAAUAAUUGGGUCUUUUCGUGAUGUAAACGGUUUCAUCUUCAAUUUUGGUUGUGAUAAUUCCACUGGCACUUUUAAAGUGGUUGCGUCAUGUUAA
Molecule: messenger RNA, 693 nt
Organism: Medicago truncatula (barrel medic)
Lineage: Eukaryota; Viridiplantae; Streptophyta; Magnoliopsida; Fabales; Fabaceae
Product: F-box/kelch-repeat protein At3g06240
Exons: 1
Coding region: 1-693 (230 amino acids)
Molecular function (GO): protein binding
Source: RefSeq, a predicted model, not a curated record